UUAGUAACUCCAGAUGAAUCUGAGAAUGCAAUACGUAAUGUAUUAAGAUCUGUGAGAUAUGUUUUGGCUAUGGAUGUCUUUGCGAAUAAGUUGACAUUAGCAUUUCUUAAAGCAUAUCAUGGUGAAGACAUUCAUAUAAUUGAUAAUAGAUAUAAGUCUCGUGUGAAUGCGAUGGUUGAAAUUUUUUAUGAUCCGAAUAGUAGAGCCGAAGCUAUAAAAAUAGGAUAUGGCCUUUUGAGAGCGUUAGUAGAAAAAGCAUUUAAGUUAUCUAAACCUGAUAAUUCACCUGUUAGAGCCUGUAUAUAUUAUGGGGAUAUGGAUGGGAAGCAAAGACAAAAAGGCUUUUCCAAUAUUAAUGAUGCCUGGGAUAAACUCAACUGCGUGGCUUAUACAAAUACAGUGAAAGCAGAUAUAUCUUUUGAAAUUACACGCCACUUCGAUAUAGUCAUAACCAUUACAAAUAUUACCACUUCAGUUCAUGUUGAAACUCUUGCACAAAUGCUUUACCAAAUUCCAAUAAAGAAACAUCGUGAAUGGAAUAAUAAUAUCAUUUCUUAUAAAGUUGAUUCAUCUUCAACCGUAAUAACUUUUAUUGAAGUUGAGCAUCAGAAACAUCUUUCUGCAAGAUAUUUUAUUGAAAAGCUUUGUAGUCUCAUAGCAAGUAUAAGCAUUUUCCUCCAACUUAUAAAAAUGGAUGAAAGUCGAGAAGUUAUAGGGAAUCGCAAAAGGGUUCACAAUGAGGUUAGGGUUGAAGCAUUAGUUAUUAAGAAUACAAAUUUUAACGCAGUUGCUACUUCCUAG
Funneliformis geosporum is the source of this 801-nucleotide messenger RNA. The record is from the annotation of a GenBank genome assembly. Lineage: Eukaryota; Fungi; Glomeromycota; Glomeromycetes; Glomerales; Glomeraceae.